UCUACAUUUUUUUUGUGCCUUGCAUACAGGCAAAGAAAAAUGAGUUCUCUAGUAGCAACCCUAGGCUUCUUCAUGGGACUAAUCCUGGCCACCCAAGCUUUCCCACCACAGCGCUACCACUCCCACCAAGACUUUGUGGACGUCCACAACGCCGUCCGAGCGGAGGUCGGCGUCGGCCCUCUCACGUGGAACAAUACCGUCGCCGCCUACGCCCGGAACUACGCCAACCGGCGGAUUGCCGACUGCAAAAUGGAGCACUCGGGUGGGCCCUACGGCGAGAACCUCGCCGAGGGCUGGGGGCAGAUGACCGGCGCGCAGGCGGUCAGGUUUUGGGCGACCGAGAAGCCUCACUAUGAUUAUGCCUCCAACUCAUGCGUCGGCGAUGAGUGUGGCCACUACACUCAGAUAGUGUGGCGGAACUCGGUUCACCUCGGGUGCGCUAGGGCCAAGUGCCAAAAUGGGUGGAUGUUUGUCAUUUGUAGCUAUGAUCCACCAGGUAAUUAUAUAGGGGCUCGUCCUUACUAAUUCAGUGAUAAUUAAUUACAAUAUCAUGUACUAUAGGAGUACUGAUUGAUAUAUAAGAUUAAUGGAUAUGAUACAUAUAUAUAAUUUCCACCAAAUGCAUAUGUGGUAAACUAUAUGUUAGAAAACCACAUAAUU
This is a messenger RNA of Morus notabilis, 660 nucleotides long. Its product is annotated as basic form of pathogenesis-related protein 1-like. The record is from RefSeq and is a predicted model, not a curated record. Gene Ontology annotation, cellular component: extracellular region. The transcript has a single exon. Lineage: Eukaryota; Viridiplantae; Streptophyta; Magnoliopsida; Rosales; Moraceae. Bases 40 to 525 code for a protein of 161 amino acids.